AGCAAUGGGUUUGGUUUUUGGUUUACUGUUGUUGGACAUUUGCAUUGUUUCUAGUUAUUUUUUUAAUCCACUUUAUUGAGGUAAUUUACAUACACACAUCUUAAAUGUAUAGUUUACUGAGUUUUAACAAAUGUCAUUUUCUGCUAUUUUGAAUAAAGGUGCUAUGAGCAUUCUUGUGCACGGCUUUGGUGGACACAUGCACUCAUUUCUGUUGGUUGUAUACUCAGAAGUGGAAUUGCUGAGGCAGAGAGUAUAUUGCCAAAUUGUUUUUCCAAAGUAGUAGAAACAGAUUUAUACUCCCAUCAGCAGUGAGUGAAUGAGAAUUCUGGUUGCUCUUCAUCUUCACCUCCACUUGGUGUUGUUAUCAGUUCUUUUAGGUAUAGCCAUUCUGGUGGAGGUGCUCGUGAUUUGCAGCUGUUGCUCUUCUCUUCUUCCCCAGCUCCCCUCAACCACUCUGAUCACAACACUCACCACCCAAAUUAUAUUCCUAUGGAGUAUCCCCAUUGUCUGCCAGGCUGAAAGACCCCCUAAGCUCUGCCCCUUCCCUGUCCUUUUCUCUCCCAGGUGGUUUUUCCCCAUCAUUGGCCACAUGGGCAUCUGCACAUCCACAGGAGUCAUCCGGGACUUCGCUGGCCCCUACUUUGUCUCGGAAGACAACAUGGCCUUUGGGAAACCUGCCAAGUACUGGAAGUUGGACCCUGCUCAGGUAUACGCUAGUGGGCCCAAUGCAUGGGACACAGCUGUGCACGACGCCUCCGAGGAGUACAAGCACCGCAUGCAUAAUCUCUGCUGCGACAACUGCCACUCGCACGUGGCAUUGGCCCUGAACCUGAUGCACUACAACAACAGCACCAACUGGAACAUGGUGACGCUCUGCUUCUUCUGCCUGCUGUAUGGGAAGUAUGUCAGCGUUGGGGCCUUCGUGAAGACCUGGCUGCCCUUCAUCCUCCUCCUGGGCAUCAUCCUAACCAUCAGCCUGGUCCUUAACCUGCGGUGAUGGCUGCCCAGUGGUUCCGGACCCACCAGGAUCCUGAGGAGGCAGCUGCCACCCCUUUUAGUUUCAGAAUCUUUCUCCUCACCCUGAAAAGCAGGGAGGGGCCUGCUGGUUUUGACCUGGGGUUCUGGGCUAGGUGGGGUGGGAUUGGGGCUAAGAAGGAACAUGGGGUGAGAAUGUUUGCUUGUUGUGUCUCACUGGCCACCCCCUCCUCCCUGGACUUGUGACCCCUGCCCUUGAGGCAUCCUUUUUGUUGGUUGAGAAGGCCGUAGCUUCCUCUGUUUGUAGAGCCCCUCCUGCCCCAGCUGGGCUGCUGCCUGCUGGGCUUCUCCAGCCUCAGCCCCUCUGGCACAUCAGGUGUCAUUCUUGGGCCCAGUGCUCCACGGGGGAAGGGGAGGGCAUUCAGACCCACCUGACAAGGCAGCACCGGAACCAGAGCUGAUUUGGAGCCUGCCCUCCUGCCAUUAGCUCGGGUCCAGGGGCAUGAGGUAACAAGCAGCCUCCAUAAGUUAAACGGGCCUGGCUGCGGCUUUCACCAUUGGCCUCUGGAAUGGUUGAGAGGGGCUGGAUGCCACCUGCCCCCGAUGUUUGCCAGAAGCUGCACUAGGGGUAGUUAGUGCCUCUGCCCUGGUAUCUUCCAGCCCAUGCAGCCACCUCUUCCCAGUCUUCCAGGGCCUCCCAGCUCCUUGGGCCCACCUCCCCCUGCAGUUUGGGGCCUGGGCUCCUCCAGCCAGGCAGAGAGGUGAGUGAAGCUGCCAUGUGCCAGAGUGACCCCUGUAGACCAGAGUAAUGUAAACUUGGCCCAGCCCCAGGUGUGGGUCUCAUGGUGGUGAUGACGCCUCUGUGUCCAAAGUGUAGGGGGCUAUCAGAGCAGCCAGGGCCAUCAGGGAGCUGGAGGGGGCUGUUUCCGCCCACCUGACUACAACUCUCCUUCAAGUUGUCAAAAAGGGCCCUGUGCUGCCCACUACACUCCCUGCUCCAUGGAGUCCUUUGUGGGGUUCCCUGGGUGGGGCAAUAAAGAGUUUUG
This is a messenger RNA of Trichechus manatus latirostris (Florida manatee), 2021 nucleotides long. RefSeq names its product transmembrane protein 222 (gene TMEM222). Lineage: Eukaryota; Metazoa; Chordata; Mammalia; Sirenia; Trichechidae. The record is from RefSeq and is a predicted model, not a curated record. The coding region runs from base 317 to 997 and encodes 226 amino acids. The transcript has 5 exons.